Molecule: messenger RNA, 1068 nt
Organism: Pediculus humanus corporis (human body louse)
Lineage: Eukaryota; Metazoa; Arthropoda; Insecta; Psocodea; Pediculidae
Product: Keratin, type I cytoskeletal, putative
Exons: 2
Coding region: 1-1068 (355 amino acids)
Biological process (GO): cerebral cortex development; mitotic spindle organization; cell population proliferation
Cellular component (GO): cytoplasm
Source: RefSeq, a predicted model, not a curated record
AUGUAUGCUAAAGACAAAAAUGCACAAUUAACCUCUUCACAAGUUAAUCAAAGUGAAGCAGGGCCUGAUAUUGUUGAUGUAAAUCCUACAUUUUUAAAAAAUACUCAGGCUGCAGAAAAUAACGAAGAACUAAAUCUUCAAACUAAAAAUGCUAAAGAACCUAAUUUGGUAAAUAAAAAUGGUGGGAAAGAACAUAUCAUAUAUUCUCAACAAUCUACAAAUCCAGCCAUUGAAGUCUUGGACCGCUUGAUAUCUUUGAGUCCUUCAUCUAAGGAAUCUGUCAACUCAUAUAAAAAUGAAAGGAAUUUUGUUUCUGAUAGAGAUGAGAAAAAUUUAUUUAAAUUAGAUGGCAUUGAGCAAACUGUUUUAGAAAUUGAACUUGAAAAACUGCAUAACUUAUUAUUAAAACAAGAGAAAACUAAUCAGGAAAAAGUAAGCGAUUAUGAAACACAUUUGACAAAAUUAACAGGUCAAACCUGCAUACUUCAAGAUCAAUUAAAACAAGCAGAAGAUAGGGAAAAGGCUCUGGUUAAAAAAGUGAAUGAACAAAAUCAGAAUCAUGUACAAUUGAGUAUAGUUAUGCAAGAAUAUGAGAAAUUAAUUUCCAAAUUAACAGCAGAAAUUGAAACAGAAAAAAGGGGAAAUAAAGAAAAAAUAGAAAAUUUGACUGCAGAAAAAGACUCAGCAUUACAGCAUUUAACAAAUGUCGAAGCUGCAUUUACAGAUGUUCAUCAAAAAUAUGAAAAAUGUAAGAAAGUCAUUGAAGAUUAUAAAAAAAAUGAAGCAAAAUUAAAGAGUUUAAUAAGCGACCAAAUAGACACAUUGAAAAUUAAAGAAAAACAAUUGGAAACCAUUCAAGUGCAUGCAUCAAAACAAUUAGAAAAUGCACAUAUAGAAGUUGAAAGGUCGAGACAAAAUCACGAACAAGAAAUGACAAGAUUAAGAGCUUUGUUGAGGAAAACUGAAUUGAAAGUAAUGUCAUUACAAGAAUCCCUUGAACAAAAAAUUAAAGAAAAUCAAGAAUUGACUACCAUUUGUGAUGACCUCAUAGAAGGCAAAAAACCAUAA